AUGAAAAUCUUAUUGAAUGGUCUUUUACUUUCCCUUUGGAUAACAUUUUGCUGUAGUUUAGCAUCGAAUGGUAAGUACAAAUAAAGUUAUGGCUGGAAAAUUAUUUUGUACAUCAUAUGAAAUUUAGAAAUUUAGCUGAAUUUACGAAUUUCAUAUAUUCUUAGGGCGCUUUCCAUUAACACGGCCAGACCGGUCAGAACGGUCAAAUUGUUGAAUGGAACACAAAACGUUUUGGCUUCGGAUCUAUCUGACCGUGAAAUUUAGAUAAAAUUAGAAUGAGGUCCAUUUUUGCUAGAUAUUUAAGAACCAGAUCUUUCCAUUGGUACAGAGACAAAAAUUCGGGUCAUGGAAAGUGCCCCAAUGCAUCCGUUAGACUACAUGAGUAUACUUUAUUGAAAAGGAAUUUUGCACCUAUUUCUAUACGUUAUACGGGUAUAAGUGUUAAAUGGAUUAAUUUUGUUCUGCAGAUCAAAUGUGGAAAAUUUUAAAUUGAACUGGAAAAUUUAACAAUUUCCUCCUCCCCCUACAUUCUUUUAUUGGACUUAUGGUAACACAAUGGGCCUAUUUCAGCCGGUUUUGACGAAUGUUAAUGACGAAUGUUGUCAGUUGACGAUGUCGUCAGAGGACGUGGACAGCGUAUUUUUCAAAUAUCAUUCAAUGGACCAUUUGCAUUAUAGACUAAAUUUUGAUCUAGACAAAAAUUUCAUCACAGCUUGAAAGAGCAUCACAAAAUUAGGAAUAUUCCAAAGUUUCGUUGCGAAAUGUUGUAAAAUGCAGAUAAUAUAUAACCUUGCGAAAUUUGCAAUUUUCAGUCAUUUUGUAUUACAAACGGGAAAUUGAUGCCCCAACACCCGAUUGGGCUGUCAAUUUCCCGUGCGUAAUACAAAAUGACUGAAAAACGGCAGACUUCGCAUGGCUAUAUUAUCCGCAUUUUACAACAUUUCGCAACGAAACUUUGGAAUAUUACUAAUUUUGUGAUGCUCUUUCAAGCUGUGAUGAAAUUUUUGUCUAUAUCAAAAUUUAGUCUACAAUGCAAAUGGUCCAUUAAAGCUGAAUCGGCCAGAUUAAUCGUUGUGUAUAAGCGUAUAUUCAUUGGUUUGACCAGAUUUUUCGCAGUUUGCUCAUAAGAGCAUAUCCUUCACUCUUCUGAACCAGAGCGAUGUCUUCUUAUUCGACAUACGUUUAUACGAGUAAACUUUAAAUAAUGAAUCUUUACGUUUACAGCUCUAAAUUCAGAAGAGGCUGACUUCUACAGGUCGCUAACAACCAAUGAAAACGCCGAGUUAAACUCAAAUCAUGUCCACCGCGGCAAACGGUCUGUACAAAAAGAUUCUCAGAACCAAGUCUACGAAAGUGAAAUCAAAAUUCUCGGACAUAUCGAAAGCGAGGCUAGAGAUCGUGUGGUGAGGUCAUCGGGGGACUCUGAGUAUAGUAUCUCUGAGAUCCCUAUCGAGACUAAAAUAUCCCAUGAAAAUUAUAUCGAUCCAAAAUUAUCUUAUGAUGAUCCUAAUUCAUCCUCUAAUGACCAGGUCACCGUGACGGACUUGUCUUCAGUCGAUUCCAAACCCUCUGAUAACGAUCGCGCGGUUUCGACAAGCUCUGGAGAUUCCAAAUCGAGCGAUACAGAUAUUGGGACUGGGAUCGAAGUAGAAUCGGAAGAAAAAUUGAGUGACGAAGACCCGGAUGAACUUCAGACUACGUCCCAGUCCACCGUCGGGGAGAUUACUGUAUCAAGCAGAGCCGAUAUAAGCAGAGAAGGUAUAAUAUGUUGCGCAACAACCGUAACUUCAUGUAUGGCUAAGAUUUUGCCGAGCCAGCGAUUGGGGUUUUAGAAUAUAAUAAAUUAUUAUAUAAAUUAUUAGGCGCGCGCGCAAGCAGGGUUUCGAACCCACGACUUUGGACUUACUAGAUCGACGCUCUACCAACUGAGCUACACAUUCAGGACGGAUUGAAGACACAAAUCUUCCUUGUCCAAAAUCUGGCAAUACUAUAGCUUUGGAGUUACACACGAGCGUACACACGAGCAAAUAAGACUUCGUCUGUACUUGGCUUCAUACUAGAUAGCUUUAGCAGCGUGUAGGAGAUUCGUCAAUCUCGUACUUGUAGUCGCUUGCUAAAGCUCCCUACUGCCUGUAUCACUGGGGAAAAAAUGUGAAUCCAUACUAUGAGAUUUGCAAUUACACCACUAAAUCCAUAGUAUAUCCAUCCAAUAUCGAUACUUUAUUAUAUGAGUAUUGAAUUUUAUACGCGAUAAAGUUGUCGAAUAAAAACCAUAUGCCUAAAAUUUCUGAGGAUCUCAUUGGACAUACGACAUUCGCCACUAGUGAAGAACGUCGUAUUAGCCUUCUCAUUGGACGUACGGAAUUUGUCACUAGUGAAAAAUUUCGUAUUUACUUUUCCCGCCACGCCACUGGCGUACAAGAAAACAACAAUCAGUUUUUUUAGAUGUCCAUUCGACUUUUGAUUUGAAAUGGCUUCACGCUUUGCAGAGACACCAUCCGUAAGCGAAUUCAUUGAACAACAGGAGAAUAAUAAUACAAGAAUUUUGAAGCGAAAUAGUUCAUUUGUUGUAGCUAUUGUUGUACUUUUUGAUGCAUAUUAUAUAUGUUUGAAACGUUUGGUUUGAAUUGUGUCUAUCGUUCAGCACUUAAAUUUCACUCUAAAAUAUAAUAACUCAUAUAAUAAACAAAUUACUUCAUGGUUGAUUCGCUUGUACGAUUUUUAUUAUGCACUCGUUGCGAAAAAUUCCUAUUAACUCACUCGUUCGCUGCGCUCACUCGUUCGUUUAUAGGAAUUUUUCGCAACUCGUGCAUAAAAAUCGUACGCGCUCAUCAACCAUGAAGUAAUCUCUAUUUCUAUGGAUUUUCAAAAUUUUUUCCAGUGAUAUCGUACACAAAGAGAACCCUGUGUACGAGGUUGUGAUAUUGUACAUAACGUUUAAGGUAUAAUUAUUUUACUUACAGUUUUAUGGCCCUCUGGAACGUAUGGAUUGCCAAAGCCGAAAUCAGGUUGUCCAGAGUCCUCGGGUUUUCUCUGGAAGACUGGCACGAGGUUCUACGACACCGAAGACGAUGGGACUGAAAACCAUAACUCUGAUGCGUACCAUCUUGCUGGUGACGUCACUGAAGAUGGAAUCACGUGGGAGUUCUGUAUGAAAACAAAAGAUGUCGGAUUAAAAAGGUAAAGAGAUACUUGGGAACUAUUUAUAAUUAUAGACCCAUUGCACAUGACGUCACAGCGCCAGUGACGAUGCAUCUGGAGGACAAAUUAGCCAUCUAUGCAUAAUAUAACUUUUGUAAACAAAGAAAAUUUUGUAAAACUUUAUAAUAAUUUUGUAUUAAAAUGGUUAAUUUUUGCGCUGUAUGUGGUUGCUGUACCCGAACAGAUAUUGUUAGGGAGCAUCUGGAGGACACUCCAAGGACUUGUGACGUUAGUGCAAUGGGUCUAUUACAUAAAAUAAUUAUCCCUUAUUUACUGAGACCGAGGGAAACAGCGUGCUUUGUGGCCCCGAGACAAUGGCGUAGCCAGCAUGACGAUUUGGUCCCGAUAUGCACAUUUCCACUCAUCAUCAUUAUUCAUUUCUUUAGAAAUCGAUUGUGUUGAUAGUUUAUAAAAAUGGCAAUAUUUGCAUAGCGGGACUGAAUCGUCGGACUGGCUACGCCACUGCCCCGAGACCGUCGUUGUUGCCCGUGGCGAAGUCGAGUUUCAACGUUACGCUGAAACCGCACUGUAUUGACAUUAUUCUCUAUUAAUUAUUUUAGCUGGCCUCAAGGUAAAUACUGCAUAUAUAAGAAAGGUGCUGGUUGUCCCGGCGGUCUACAGGCAGGUUUUGUUUACUGGGAUGACGAGAAUAUAGACAACAAAAACCACUUUAAUGGCGACCUGCCAGAGGGCGAGUACACGGAUAAAACAAAGAUAUUGUUCUGCUGCAGCACAACUGGCAAAGCUGAAUCUGAAAUUGUUUUGCCAACCGAGAAACCGUUUUAUUUGUUUCCUUAUGGGGACACUGCGUGUCAAAAGGUGGGUAUGUGGUUUAGUGAAGGAUUUUGUAGAUGUCAAAUUUCCGAAGUGCAAAUUUUAUCCGGGCCAGCCCG
Molecule: messenger RNA, 4094 nt
Organism: Paramuricea clavata
Lineage: Eukaryota; Metazoa; Cnidaria; Anthozoa; Malacalcyonacea; Plexauridae
Source: the annotation of a GenBank genome assembly